Heterocephalus glaber (naked mole-rat) is the source of this 3623-nucleotide messenger RNA. RefSeq names its product Scm polycomb group protein homolog 1 (gene Scmh1). Lineage: Eukaryota; Metazoa; Chordata; Mammalia; Rodentia; Bathyergidae. Gene Ontology annotation, molecular function: chromatin binding; histone binding. Gene Ontology annotation, cellular component: nucleus. Gene Ontology annotation, biological process: negative regulation of DNA-templated transcription. The record is from RefSeq and is a predicted model, not a curated record.
GCCGCCGCCGACACCGCCUCCUCUGUUGAGCCCCCCGUCGUCGGCAGCUCGCCGCUCUCGGGAGCUGCCGCCCGCCCCCUGCCCGCGUCUUCUCCUGCUCGCUGCGCAGCAGAAACAUGGCGGCGGGCGGGGAGUGAGCCGCCUGCGCCCUCAGAUUUCUCCAUCCUCCUAAGGAAGAACAAUUUCUUAUUUGGUAUAACUGGUGGUAGUAUGCAAAAACAAGAUCCUUGAAAAGAUGGAGAGAUUGGCAUACAGAAAAACUGACUUGUCACAGGUCCAAGCAAAGUAUUGGUGGAUCCAGGGAUAAAGCCCAAACGUCUAAAUUCUUUGACCAGUUUUUUAGUCCACUGACUAUGCAGCCUAGUGCAAUAGACUGGAAUGACGUUAAAAAACACAAAUAUGGUCCCCGAUCAGAGUGUGCACCCCAGUAUCAAGAAACUACUGACAUCCUGGAGCUAGCAUCUAGUGCUUUUUGCAUGGCCCAAAGGGGCCCUGUGCUGCUCCACUACAGAGGAAACUUCAAGAAAUGCUGGUUUGCUACAGUGUUUUAGCUUGUGAGAGUCUCUGGGACCUUCCCUGCUCCAUCAUGGGGUCACCUCUAGGUCGUUUUACCUGGGACAAAUACCUAAAAGAAACAUGUUCAGUCCCAGCGCCUGUCCAUUGCUUCAAGCAGAACAAAGAAUAUUAUUGGGACACAGAAGAUAAUCUCAUAAUGAUAAAGGAGUCAGACCAUCCUUACAUGGACCAAAGCCUGAUGGAAUUUAAGUCCUAUACACCUCCAACCAAUGAGUUCAAGAUCAGCAUGAAAUUGGAAGCACAAGACCCCAGAAACACCACAUCCACCUGUAUUGCCACAGUAGUUGGACUGACGGGUGCCCGCCUCCGUCUGCGACUUGAUGGCAGUGACAACAAGAAUGACUUCUGGCGGCUGGUUGACUCAGCUGAAAUCCAGCCUGUUGGGAACUGUGAGAAGAAUGGGGGGAUGCUACAGCCCCCUCUGGGAUUUCGGCUGAAUGCCUCCUCCUGGCCUAUGUUCCUUUUGAAGACACUAAACGGAGCAGAGAUGGCUCCCAUCAGGAUUUUCCACAAGGAGCCACCAUCACCUUCCCACAACUUCUUCAAAAUGGGAAUGAAACUAGAAGCAGUGGACAGGAAGAACCCUCAUUUUAUUUGCCCAGCCACUAUUGGGGAGGUUCGGGGCUCAGAGGUGCUUGUCACUUUUGAUGGGUGGCGAGGAGCCUUUGACUACUGGUGCCGCUUCGAUUCCCGGGACAUCUUUCCUGUGGGCUGGUGUUCCUUGACUGGAGACAACCUGCAGCCACCUGGCACCAAAGUUGUGAUUCCAAAGAAUCCCUACCCUGCAUCUGAUGUGAACAUUGAGAAGCCCAGCAUCCACAGCAACACCAAAACUGUCUUGAAGCAUCAACCAGGGCAGAGGGGGCGUAAACCAGGAAAGAAGCGGGGCCGAACACCCAAGACCCUUAUUCCCCAUCCCAUCUCUACCCCAUCAAAGUCAGCUGAAACUUUGAAAUUCCCAAAGAAGAGAGGUCCCAAACCUGGCAGUAAGAGGAAACCUCGGACUUUGCUGAGCCUACCACCCACCUCACCAACAACCAGCACCCCUGAACCGGACACCAGCACUGUUCCCCAAGAUGCUGCCACCAUCCCCAGCUCAGCCAUGCAGGCCCCCACAGUCUGUAUCUACUUGAACAAGAGUGGCAGCACAGGCCCCCACUUGGAUAAAAAGAAGGUCCAGCAGCUCCCUGACCACUUUGGGCCAGCACGUGCCUCUGUGGUGUUGCAGCAAGCAGUCCAGGCUUGCAUCGACUGUGCUUACCACCAGAAAACUGUCUUCAGCUUCCUCAAACAGGGCCAUGGUGGCGAGGUCAUCUCAGCCGUGUUUGACCGGGAACAGCACACUCUCAACCUCCCAGCAGUCAACAGCAUCACCUACGUCCUCCGCUUCCUGGAGAAGCUCUGCCGCAACCUUCAUAGUGACAAUCUGUUUGGCAACCAGCCCUUUACACAGACUCACUUAUCAUUCACUGCCACAGAAUACAGCCACAGCCACGACAGGUACCUACCAGGUGAAACCUUUGUCCUUGGGAAUAGUCUGCCUCGGUCCUUGACACCACACUCAGACUCAAUGGACUCUGCGUUGAAUACCAACAAACUUGUCAGCUCCUCCCCAAAUCUUCGAGUUCCUGCUUACCGGCCUUUGCUUCCCUCCUGUGGCCUUCCACAGAACACUGCUUCAGCUGUGCGCAGGCUGUGCUCCAGAGGAGUGUUAAAAGGAUCAAAUGAAAGAAGGGAUAUGGAAUCAUUUUGGAAACUAAAUCAUUCCCCAGGGUCAGACCGAUACCUGGAAAGCCGAGAUGCCUCUCGACUGAGUGGCCGGGACCCCUCCUUGUGGACAGUUGAGGAUGUGAUGCAGUUUGUCCGGGAAGCCGAUCCUCAGCUUGGACCCCAUGCUGACCUUUUCCGCAAACAUGAGAUCGAUGGCAAGGCCCUGCUUCUGCUGCGCAGUGACAUGAUGAUGAAGUACAUGGGGCUGAAGCUGGGGCCAGCGCUCAAGCUCUCCUUUCACAUUGACCGGCUGAAGCAGGGCAAGUUCUAAACAGAAGACACAACCUAGACACCAGUGGUCUGGCAGACGGGGUGUUCUCCCAGAAAUGAGAGCCACCAGCCUUCUCCUAGGUGCCUCAGUGUGGCUUUGGGCCACCUCACAGCUCCAGGAGGUUGUGUGGAGCCACCACUGCUGCCUCCUCCUACCAUAGUAUGUCCUUCCAUGAAGGACCAAGGAGGGGAGAAUGUGGGCCCAGGGUUGGCACUGCUCUUCCCCUCAGCCCUGAGGGGCUAAGGUCUCCUCUAUUUAUUCCUCAGGCCUGGAUGGCCUCUCACCAGGAGUUUAGACUGAGUACUCUCUAAGUUAAGGAAGUAAAAGAGGCCAACCCUGAGGCCUCAGAAGACCCUCAUACCCAGGGCUUUCACCACUUCCUGUGCUUGGUGUGGUGUCCCAGAGCCCCCCAGCUCCUGUCUUCUCACCAGACCCCCAAAAUCUAAACCCAUGGUGCCAACUCUGCCUUUUAAAAAAUACAUCUUCUCUUACUGCUAAUUUAUUGUUUCUGGCACCUGGGCAAACCUCUGGUUAGUUACUACUCCUCUUGAACCAGACACUUGAGUUUUGGGAGGAGGGAGACCACCCUGCCCUGCUCCCAAAGAAGAUAGAUGCAGCCUCUAUUCAGUGGCACUGCCCUCGGGCACUUUCUUUUUGGAAUGGACAGACCUACAUGCUUUGCAGGGAGGAGAAGUUCUUGUCAUCUUCCCCUCUUCCCCCACUGGGCUUUUUGCAGCCCCAGACCCAUCUGUGGAAUGGGAGCUGUCUUUCAUACUGUCCCCGCCUCUGCUUCUUGCCCUGGUCAGAGGUGCUGCAGAAAAUUGGUCCUAAUGAUUUUAGACUAAGCAAACCCUAAGGUUGGGGAGGGAAUGGUCUCCAGCUGGUGUAGUCCAUAUUCCUCCACUGGCCAUGUGCUUCCUUGUAAGCAAGUCAGCAGCAUAGCUGCUCCUGUUGCCAUCUGGACUUAUUUUAUGUCAAUUUGUUUAUAAAUAAAAACCAAUCCAGA